Molecule: messenger RNA, 865 nt
Organism: Chenopodium quinoa (quinoa)
Lineage: Eukaryota; Viridiplantae; Streptophyta; Magnoliopsida; Caryophyllales; Amaranthaceae
Product: bifunctional riboflavin biosynthesis protein RIBA 1, chloroplastic-like
Exons: 3
Coding region: 7-582 (191 amino acids)
Biological process (GO): riboflavin biosynthetic process
Cellular component (GO): chloroplast
Molecular function (GO): 3,4-dihydroxy-2-butanone-4-phosphate synthase activity; GTP cyclohydrolase II activity
Source: RefSeq, a predicted model, not a curated record
AUUGCAAUGGUUAAGGGAGAAAUAGGAGAUGGACAAGAUAUCCUAGUGAGAGUUCAUUCAGAAUGCCUUACAGGAGAUAUAUUUGGCUCAGCUAGAUGUGACUGUGGAAACCAGCUUGCACUUGCAAUGAAGCAAAUAGAGGCUGCUGGAAGGGGAGCGUUGGUCUACCUUCGCGGGCAUGAAGGCAGGGGAAUUGGUUUGGGCCAUAAGCUUCGUGCAUAUAAUCUGCAGGAUGCUGGUCGUGAUACUGUUGAAGCCAAUGAGGAGCUAGGAUUACCGGUUGACUCAAGAGAAUAUGGAAUUGGUGCACAGAUAUUAAGGGAUUUGGGGAUUAGAACUAUGAAGCUGAUGACAAACAAUCCUGCAAAAUAUAUAGGGCUGAAGGGUUAUGGUCUUGCUGUAUCUGGGAGAGUGCCACUUAUUACUCCAAUAACCAGUGAGAAUAAGAGAUAUCUGGAAACAAAGCGUAAGAAGAUGGGUCAUGUCUAUGGCCUAGACCUAAUUAGCAAUGGAAGCAGUCCGAGGACUGAAAAUGGCAAACCCAGCACAACUAGUUCACCAGAUACUGCAGUUAACCUAUAGAAUUGACUUGAUAUUCUGCCCACUAAUUUAGCAUCCAGGCAAAAUGAUUUUGGAUCCCUUCAAGCCCCUUCAUAUUCACACUCUGGAGUAAGGUUGCACCUCAUCAAAUGAUCUGUGAUGGCUAUUUAUACGUUUUUGUAUAAAUUGAGAAAGAUCUAUGAUGUUUUUGUAAUAUCAUGUCAUUUUUUUUGUUCCCUUUCAAGAUGUGUAAAGUAGCUUUGAGCAAGUCUCAGGUUUGUAAUUUGCCUACCUCAUUUAAUGGAAUAAUAAUUUCUUGCCUUUA